Rana temporaria (common frog) is the source of this 1191-nucleotide messenger RNA. Its product is annotated as fibronectin type III domain-containing protein 11-like. The record is from RefSeq and is a predicted model, not a curated record. The transcript is spliced from 4 exons. The coding region runs from base 170 to 1156 and encodes 328 amino acids. NCBI's taxonomy places the organism in Eukaryota, Metazoa, Chordata, Amphibia, Anura, Ranidae.
UUAGCAGUUGCACUUGAGCGGGAAGGCAGACUGAGCAGCACCAAGGAGUGGCACGGUACUGGCAGUGAGAGCAGAUAACAUGGAUGCUCUACAAAUCAAAAGAAAUAUUAAAUUAUUUAAAAGCAGGAAAAUAUCCUGAAGGAGCCAAAAAAGUGUUAGACACAAUUCGAUGGCGUGCAGCAAAAUUCACAAUAAAAGAUUAAAGAUCUUUAGAGCAAAUGGCCGACACUACAAGCAGUAUGACAUCUGUCAAAAGAAAACAGAACAUCCUGCCGUUUUACACUACCAUAAGUUCAUAGACCGUCAGCUGUGCACGACCAUGCUUGAGCAUUUUGAAGAUCGACUGGAUCUACUCAGAAAAAGUCAUUUUUAUAUUAAAAUCCAGCCCAAAAAAAUAUCGAUACGUCGGCAAAAUAUCAAAACACUGCUGCUAUUAGACCCUCGGAGACUCGAACAUCUGAAAGAGAUGGGUAGAGACCAGGUCAUGAUAAAGAUGUUUCUCCUGGAGAAUUACUUAGAGGAGAUGAGGAAAAGCUGUUCAGAACUGGUGGACAUGCUGCAGUCAAAUCAAGGAGAGUUCUCUCUGACAAAGCAGGAGACCAUCAAUGAAUCUUUGUCAGGGCUACUCUCCUGCAUAUUUGGUGGGACUGCUCCUUUAUUCAACCCUUUUGGAAGGAUGUUCACCGCAAUAAAAAAAAAAAAAAAAUUGGUUAAUGAUUUUAAGAACAUGUCAGUGCAUGACCAACUGCACUUUAAACAUCAACUGAUAUCACCAACUGAAGUCCGCCACCAUCCCUCCUUAAGGUUGUUCUUAAACUUUAAACAGCCAGUCAUGUUUGAUAGAGUGAAGUCCAGGGCUGCUGAUGACUGGGCAAACCUGAGCUGGCAGGUUUCUGGACGACAACAUCUGACAGAGAGUUUUGACCUGCACUUUCGGCAGAUAAACACACCACCACAUGUAGAAGCGGACAGUGGUUUAAUAAAUGUGGAUGGCAACAAGUUCAAGAUCGAAUUUCUCCUCCCACAAGAGACAUACGAAUUUACGAUCAGGAGGACCAAGGAGAGCCAUACAGUGCAUGAUGAAUGGUGUGAUGUCUUGACGCUGAGGAUAAUGGCAUCCGGGGCUCAGCCUACUGAAAUAGACAACACAAUGUGACUUCACAUAGACUAAUUAAACAACCCUUAACCGUG